AUGUCUAAUACAUCUACCUCCUCAACAAAACUAGAUCCACAUCAACUAAGACCAUAUUAUGAUCAUGAUACAUUUGAUGCAGGAUAUUCAGUGAUUUUUAAAAAGGGAGUUGGAUUAUUUGAUCCAAAAACAAAUAAACCAAUUACAUCAAAUUUAUCAAAUAAUUUAAUAGAUAAACAAAUAAAUAAUAAUAAUAUAAAUCAACCUGGAUUAAUACGGAGAGCUUUUGAUAGACAAGGUGGUUUAGGUAUACAAAGUGGUUCAUCAAAUGAUAAAAAUUUUUUAUAUGAUUUAGAAUUUAAUGAAUAUUUUGAUACAAAUAAUAUACUUGAAUUAAUUAAAAAUUUAUUAUGGAAUUUUAUAAAAAGUUAUGCAAAAGUAUUAAUUGCUCAACCUUUAGAAAUAACAAGAUUAGUUUUACAAGUUGGUAAAUUUCCCAAUUUAAAUGAUAAUAAAAAAAAUAUAAAAGAUUCAAAACAAAAGAAAAGGUUAUUAGAUUCAUCAACUCAUUCAUUAUCAUCAUCUAAUUCAUCAAUUAAAGAUAAUGAUUUAAAUCAAAGUAAAGUUGGAUUUCAUGAUGAUGAUGAACCAAUUGAUUAUUUUCAACCACAAAAUGAUCAACAAGUAUGGGCAAAUCCAAAUACAACUUAUGAACCAAUGACUCCAGCAGUUGGAUUAUCUCAUCCAACUUCUUCAUCAACAACAGCAACAGGAACAACUAAUGAAAAAUUUGUACCACCACCUUUAAAAAGAUUAAGUACUAAAAAAAGAAUUAAAAUUUAUAAAAUCCAACCAUUAUCAUUACAUACUAUUGAUAUAAUGUCAGCAAUAGCACAUAAAGAUUCAUUUUUUGCAUUAUUUAGAGGAGUUAAUGCAUCAUUUAUAUAUCAAACUUUAUCAACAACAAUUGAAGCGUGGAUAACUGGAUUUUUAUCACCAUUUUUAGGAAUACCUGAUCCAUUUUUUUUAGAUUUAACUCAUUCAAAUGAUCCUUUUAAAUCAUUAUGGUUAUCUGUUUCUGCAUGUGUAUUAACAGGUAUAAUAUUAAUGCCAUUAGAUUUAAUUAGAAUUAAAUUUAUGAUAACUCAACCAAAUAACACAUUACCAUUACAUAAUCAACAACAUAAUCAAGAAGAUAUAAUUGAAAAAGCAACUGAUGAAAUAAUACAAAAUACAAGAUCAAUAAGAGAAUCAAUAAGAUUUUUCCCAACUUAUUAUUUAAAACAUCCUCCACAUCCAAUAAUUUUAUUAACAACAUUAUAUCAAUUAUCAACAAGUUUAUUUAGAAAAAUGGCACCAUAUUUAUUAUUUAUAAAAUUUAAUAUUGACUCAUAUUCUUCUCCUACAAUUUAUACAUUUGUUAAUUUAAUAUCAUCAAUUUUUGAAUUUUUUAUAAAAUUACCUGUUGAAAAUUUAUUAAGAAAAGAACAAGUUAAAUUUUUAUUAACUCCUAAACAAAAUGAUCCAAAAAAGAUUAUAACAAUUAUAAAACCAGAAGAUAAUUUAAUUGUUGAAUUUAAUGGAUCAAUAAGUGAUGAUGAAAGACAAAAUAAAGACGAAUCUACUUGGGUUAAAAUUAAACAAUUAGGUUUAUUUAAUGGUUGGAGAGUUGGAUUAUUAAAUGUUAUUGGAUUUUGGGGUUAUAAUAUUAUAAAAAAUAGUAGUAAUGAAUUACGAGAGGAAAGAUUAUAA
This is a messenger RNA of Lodderomyces pseudojiufengensis, 1692 nucleotides long. RefSeq lists its product as uncharacterized. The record is from RefSeq and is a predicted model, not a curated record. NCBI's taxonomy places the organism in Eukaryota, Fungi, Ascomycota, Pichiomycetes, Serinales, Debaryomycetaceae. Bases 1 to 1692 code for a protein of 563 amino acids. The transcript has a single exon.